Messenger RNA from Spathaspora passalidarum NRRL Y-27907, 7211 nucleotides. RefSeq lists its product as uncharacterized. Gene Ontology annotation, cellular component: nucleolus. NCBI's taxonomy places the organism in Eukaryota, Fungi, Ascomycota, Pichiomycetes, Serinales, Debaryomycetaceae. The transcript has a single exon. The record is from RefSeq and is a predicted model, not a curated record. The coding region runs from base 68 to 3316 and encodes 1082 amino acids. Gene Ontology annotation, biological process: ribosome biogenesis.
AAAUUUUUACAACCAGGAUUCAGGGCACCACAACCACACAUCUUAAGACCCACCACAGUUGAAAGACAUGUCUGAGAUACUAUCAGCUGAGAAGGCAACAAAGUUCUUACGAUCCAAAGAGAGUGUUGUUCAAAUAAUUGAAACAGCCAACAAGAUCUUGGACGGCAAGCUAGACAUAUACUUACCUCAAAAAGAAAUAUUCAUUCUUACUUUGUUAGUAGAUAGAUUGAAUGAUCGUUCUCAAUUUAACAAUUGGAAGUAUGAACCUUGUGUUUGGGAGUUAUUGACUAAAGUAUGGUACAGAUGUAAAGAACAAAGGAAUCAACUCAUUCAAAAAUUUCGUAUUAUUGAAGCUGUCUGUAAUAUUCUUGACAAGGGAAAUGAAAAAGCUAUCCAGUCUGCAUUAGCUGGUCUUGAGUUGAUCUAUCGCGAGGCAUAUGUUGAAAUUGACGAGAACUCGACUUAUAUGUUAUUAAAAAGCUUUGUGCAAGCUGCACCUGAGAAGUCUAGUGAACUACUUUUGAACUGGAAUGACCUCAUUAGAGACAUUUACAAUCGUAUAUCAUUAAAAUCAACUCGUGAAAUUUCCAAAAAGACUUAUUCUAAAUUCUUCCAAGAUUGUGUUCCUUCGAUUUUGUCAUAUUUAACAACCCCAAAUGCAUCCGAUAUUUUUCAAGAUAUUCUCAAACAAGAAAUGUUCAAUGAGGACCUUAUUGAAUAUUUAAAUUCAAACAUAGAGAUAUUAUUAAAGAAGGAUACGGAUAUUCCUUCUAUUGCAUUACUUUACAAACUAGUGGUUGAACAAUUAGCAUCAAAACAUAUGGAUAUUUGCCAACAAAUUUACACAAUUAUAACCUCAAAUAAAAAGUAUAGCACCCUUUCAGAAUCAUUGUUGUCAGAAUUGGCAAGUUCUCAAAAAACAUUAACUCACGAAUUUGCUUUAUCGGUAUAUGGCAAUGAAGUGGACGGCAAAAUGUUCAGAGAUAUUAAUUGGAAUAUGGUUAAAUAUUUGUUUACACUAGAUAAUGACCUUGCUGUGGAAAAGUCUUCAUUUGUGCUUGAAGGUUAUUCUUCUAAGAUGAAUAUUGAAAUAUUUGAAGUCGGUAAAGCUAUUGUGACUGCUUAUGUGAAUAACAGAGAAUUGAUCGAAUUCAUAACUGUGGUUUGGCCGCAAGCUAUUGAAUCUGACAAGGUUUGGAAAUCAAACGAGUUUGUUAAUUUUGUUUCAACAACCAUUAGUACAUUCACCAGCAAACAACUUCUUUACGUUAUUGAACAGGGUUUUAAGUUAGACAAACAAUAUCAAGAAUCUGUAUUUACAGCUUUAACCACAGGUUUAAUUACCUGCACUUUUCAAAUGAUAGAAUCGGUGAAAGAAAAGUUCAUUGAAAACUCACAAUUCUUUAAUUCAUCUGAUUUCUGGCAUGUUAGAUUCAAUUUACUUUGUUUGUAUGGAAAGGAGUACAAGGUGUCUAAUAAAAUCAUGAAAACAGUUAAUGAAAAGUAUUACUUCUUUACUUUAUUUAGAUUUUUGGAGUUGGGUGUUGUUCAGGCUAUUGGUGAAGACGACCAAAAGGCAUUUUUGAAGUUUUUAAAGAGUAAUUCUGAUUUGGCAACCACAGUACUCAAGAGAUGGCUUGUGAUUUUGAAUAACUUCUUUGACCAGCAAUUUCUUGUCAAGCUUCUUGAAUUGUUAUUCACAAAGGUGAAGGUAUCUGAAUUAAAUCAAACAUUUUUUGAACAAAGGAAAUUAACAUCAGCUUUGUUUAAGUUGAUCAUGAAGGAUUUACAAGGAAAUAUGAGCUAUUUAGAUUCUAUUCCAAUUCACUGUAUAUCAAGAACCACAAAGAAGGAUCUUAUGAAUCAAUUGUUUCAUUUAUACAUAAAGCGAAAUGAAAGCACACUUGACUUUAUCAAGUACUUACUUUCACAACCAUCAUAUCAAUCUGAACUUGAACUUAAGUUCGAGAAUCUUAUAAAAUUGGUUGAAUCUAGAUCAACUACUUCAUUUGCAAUUGCUCGUAUAAUUUGGUCAAACCAUAUUCAACAAAUUAAGGAUAAUGAAGAUUAUGUUAUUAAUGCUAUUAAGUUGAUGACUAAAUAUUUGAAGAAAGCCAAAACUGCGAUUUCUGGAGAAUCUGAACUAUGUUUAAUAAUUCUUUCCGCCAAAGUUCCUGAAGAACUCGAAUCCCAAUUUAAUAACUUUAAACAAGUGUUCAUUGAAACCUGUCUUUCAAACUUGGAUAAACUGGAUGAUGAAGCGACUGUCAACUGGAACCUACGUGCAUUAAUCACAGUCUCUGAUGAAGUGGACUACUCCAAAAUCUUCCCCAAAUUACAGAAAGUCGCAGCUGACGUUAAAACAAAUGAAAUGAAAUCUAUCCUUUUCAAGUUAAUUUGUCAUACUAUUUCAAUUGAUUUGAACCAUGCAAUCUAUGUGUUAAGUUUAUUUACUGCUUUACAUUCUGAGGGAGUUGGUAAUCUUGAUAUGGAAUUGUUCUUCAAUAGAUUGUCCAGUGACAAAGAAGUGUAUUCGGAAGUAUUGGACUACUUUGUCAAUUCGCUUGAUGAGGUGAAUGAAAGCUAUGUAAUUAUUGCUUGUCAUUUCUUUUCUAACAUAGACAAAGAGAAUUAUUCAAGUGUAUCAAUUGCCAAGUGUAUGACAUUGUUCAUUCAAGCUAUAAAACAGAAGAAUAAUUCUAUCCCUUUGGUUUUGGAAACUUUGAGAACUGCACUUGUUGACCAUGCUUGGAUUUUCAACCAAUACUUACUUGAAAAGACAUUAGUCAUAAUUGCAUACUUGGCACAUUCAGCUACUGGUCCUGACAUCUACAUAUUGACUACCCAAGUUACUUCACAUAUCUUACUUUACCAUAGAUUUAAAUUAUCCACCAGACAUCAUAUACUCCUUCACAUAGCCACCGAAUUACUUCGACCAUUCUGUCAAGACUCGCCAAUUGCAAGUAGUAGAGAUGCUGCUGCUUCGUAUUCCAGAUUGUUAGGUAAUCUUUGUGAACCUACUCAAAGAGCAACCGUGGCUGACUCUACAAAGUUAACCACCACUGCCAACUUAUUUAAGCGUGCACUUAGAAAACACUUACCAGUAUUGAUGGUAAACUACAUCUACUUCAACUUGAAAUUCCAUUUCACAAAACAAGUCAAUGAUGAGUUAGUAACUGGUAUCUACAGUAUCUUUGACGUUCUUUCACAAUCUGAAUUAACUUUGGUCAAUGCAUCAUUGGACAAUCCGGGUAAAUCAUUUUACAAAACAUUGUACAAUGACUAUAAGGAAUACGGAAAAUGGAAAGAUCAAUAAGUGUGUUGCUUGUAUAUACAAAGUCUAUAAAUAUCGCCCUGCAUCAUUAUAUAACAAUUUCCCUAAAUUUUUCCUUGCCGAAAGACCAAGGUGGGUCAUGAAUUCCCAUAUUGUAGCAUUGAAAGUUUCUAUUCUAUGCUGUUCUCUUGCGUCCUUUUGAUCCUGUCCGUGAACAGUGUACUCAUAUCUAAGUAUAUCUUUUCGUGUGAUAAUUCCCACUAAUAAAUCAUCCUUCUCAACAAGGAUAUAUUUUGGCCCGAGUUUAACGAAAAUGUCGACUACUGAUUCCAACGAGGUGGAUAUGGUUAUGGAUAUUGGAGAUUUAUGCACCACAGGACUGAAAUCGAUUCUAUCUACUCCAGGAGCAUCCCAACUGCACAACAUACUUUCAUCAACUCCAUCAUAAUUAUUCAAAAUAUAUUCAAUUUCGUAUCGAGACACAUAUCCAAAUAUUUUUGGAUUAUUUCCAGAAUGAAUGAUUGGAAAUCCAUCAUAACUGGUAUUUUCCAAAAUAUGUUUCAAUUGAGAUAAUGGUAUUGGCUCAGCCGUACUGAAUGCAACUAUAACGGGAGACAUUGCUGCUUCUACGGUUGUACCAAAUGAGAACUCUUCCUUGGCAUCAAUUAAGGGUAACCCAUUGACAUUGAUCAUCUGAUCGGCAAUCCCACCUUUACCCCAUUUAUCAUUGACACUUUUGGUAAUUGCAACUACAAUCAUUGUAGGUACGAUAUAUCUUAAUGCUCCAGUUAAUUCAAACAUGAUGAUAACCACAGUUACGGUCAAAUCAGUGAUCCCGCUCAAUCCAGCGGCGGCACCCAAAAAUGCGUAAGUCCCUGGGAUAAUACAUCUUCCACCAUCAGCACAAGUUGAGAAAUAAAACGAAUCCUUGUGCUUUUGAUAGAUCAUAUCGACAAUUAUACCUAAUGCACGGCCAAAUGUUGCUCCCACAGCCAUUGAAGGAACGAAAAUACCAGCAGGUACUCGACAUCCAUACGUUAUAAUAACUAGUCCCAUACGAGCAAUGGUGGCGAAUAAAAGUGUAAGCAAUAAGGAAGUCUUGUUUGAUUUGGGAUCACAUAAUGGAUGAUGGAAAGUUUCUUCGCAUUCAUGGAAUAAAACUUGCAUUGAUUCUGUCAUUUCCAAAAGAAGAAAUUCAUUGAAGUACGCAAAACUAGCUGUGAGUAAUGCAAGGGUGAAUACUUCACGUACGGCAAAAUUUCCUAGAUAUUUCUUUCUGAAUGCUGCCAUUUGAAUAUUGAAUCUCGACACAAUAAUCCCAUAGAAUCCACCAAAUGUCCCAAGAAUGAUAUAUACUGGAAUUUCAAAAUAAUGCCAAUUGGUAUCAUAAGUGACUUCAAACAAGACUAAUUGACCUGUUCUAAAUGGAUUAAUCAUAGCUAAAGUGGUAACUGCAAUCAUGGCACAGAAGUAUGAUUUAACAAUGGUGGUUAAUUGAAACAUCGAAGUCAUUUCUUCAAUCGAGAAUAAUACACCACCCAUGGGAGAACCAAACGCCACUGCAACCCCGGCUGCGGAAGUUGCAGUCAAGAAUUCUCUCCCCUUUGAUGCAGAUUUCUUGUACUUUUGAAUCAGUUUGGCAAUGGAGUUACCAACACACACGGCAUAAUGUACACUAGGCCCCUCUUUACCUAAACUUAAUCCUGAUCCAAUAGCUAAGGGCAAUCCUAAACUUUUAAUGAUGAGCGUUUUCCAACCCAAAAAGCCAUCCAUUACAAAUCCCGAAAUAAUACAUUUAAUUUCCGAGAUCCCUGAUCCUGCUGCUGUAGGAGCAUAAAAUUUGACUAGUGUGGCAGAAGUCAAUGCAAACAAUAUCGAUAACAAUAAAAAUACAACGUAAUUCAUAAACUCAUAAUCACUCCAUUUAACCCAAUCGGUACAUUUAUCUUCGUCUUGACCCCAACAACAGAAUGCUCGACUUAGGUAGAAAUUCCCUUGACAAUGUCCAGUUUUGAUGUUUGCUAAGAAAGAGGUUAUCACAUUAAUUGCACUGGCAAUAAUACCAAUUGUGACCCCCAUGAUCCCUAAAACAAGCCAAUUAAGAAUCUGGGCAAACACUCUAUCUUUCAAACUGUUGGAUCUGUUUGUGAUAUGUUUAUUCUUGGCUAUUCGUUGUUUUUGUUCGUCCAAUUCAUCUUCAACCCAAUCAAUGGUACGAAAUUGAUGGAACCGCUGAACUUGACGGACGUUUUCUUGAUUCAACCAUUCUCCUGUUAUACGUGAUCUUACGUUACCUCCAGUUUCGGAUGACAACUGUGACUCCUGACUGAGUUGUUGGUAUGUUGUCAUAAUUGACUAAAGAAUAAAAAGUGUUGCCAAAACGUGGCAGUAUUUAUAUUUUUUUUUUUUUUGCUCACUAGGGUGGUAGUUCCCCUUUAGAUCUGAUAAGAAAGUUAAUGUGUUGCAAAUUAAAUUAACUAUUUACAAUAUUUAACCAUGUUGUUACGUAAGUCUUGUACUAAACCGUCAAAAUUAUCAUAUGGACAAUCAUCAAAAGAAUUAUCACAAUAGCUCAAUACAAAGUUCAUUCCACCAAUAGGUGUACUAACAACACUCAACAUAAAUUCAGCUGCAAAUGGUGCCAAAUCUUGAGAGAAAAUCAUAUUAGUGAUCUUCCAUUCGGUUGUUUUCGUAGGAUAUACUGGUAAGUUGAUGAAUCCUAGAUUGGAAAUCUUGAUUGCAUCAGCUUUUGGUUUGUUUAGUUGCAGAGUAAAGAACUCAAUGUUGUCAGAUUUCAAAUCUGCUAUAUCCUUAAAUGGCUUCAUUUGGUUCAAAGCUCGUGUGUUCUUGGUACCAGAGAUGAUAUUUGCGUUGAUGGAACGAGCUAAAUCCCAUGAAAACUCGGUUAUUGGUGGAUGGUUGUUACUGAACCCCAUGUGGGCUGGUGUUCCUAAAAUCUUGUAGUUUUUAUCAGCCAAGAUUUUGUUGUAUGGAGCUGUUGCUUCCCCAAGAUCACGAUAAUGACGACGUAAAGUCAUGGCUACUUUAUGUGUGGUAUACUCGGUAUCUCCGUAAAUUGGUUGUAAGGUGAGCGCUUCAAUCACUUGAAUGUAUGAAGUAAUAGAAACACCUUCCUGUUUACAUCGAGCAAGUAUAUGCUUGGUUUCUGUUGGUGUAAAGUUGAUUAAUUUAAAUGCUAAGGUGUAGUCCACUGAUGCAUUAGAUCUUCCCUUCCAUUUCUUUAAACCAGGUGGUGUUACCUUAUCGUGGAAAUUCGGAUCACCGUAACUAUAGUCCAAAUCAAUAUCUUCGAGAAAUAUAUCAACUGGUGGAGGUAAGGAAUGAUUUAAAUAUUUUAAAUCAUUUUUGUACUCAAAAAGUACAGUAUCAAAAGUGACAUCAGCAGGAACUGAGCCAUAAAGUGAAUCAUAUUGCUCGCCAGCUUCUUGACAAUAAGCUAGAUUUUCAAGUAGUAUUUCAUGAAUAUAGUUCCCAACCAACCCAUCAGCAAUUGUGUGUUCAAAAACGGCACAUAAGUCAAAAUCACCCACGAGUAUUAACUUGAACAAGGGAUCUUGACAGUACAAUUUGAACCUAAUUUCGUUGAUCUCCUUCAUGAAUUGUUCAUUAAUGACCCCAUUCUGCAAGUACUUCAGAUCGGUAAACGACAAAAUAUUACCUAAGGUUAAUCUCUUAAGCGGCUCAUACACAUACUCAACUGACCUAUAUUGUACAUUGGUAAUCAAUAAAUGAUAAUCAAUGACGGUCUUUCUAAUGGCUGCAAAUAAUAACCGUAAAUCCAGUCUAAGGUUUUGGUUAUAAGUUGCAGUUAAUUGAAAAUUACGGUACAAUCCAGAAGCAGUUCGGGACCGAAAGAAAUUCUCCGAAAAGCUUAAAGGACGGGUUACUAAAAUGUCUUUGUUUGUCAUUAAUGAAU